Messenger RNA from Dromiciops gliroides (monito del monte), 303 nucleotides. RefSeq names its product U6 snRNA-associated Sm-like protein LSm7. Gene Ontology annotation, biological process: nuclear-transcribed mRNA catabolic process; mRNA splicing, via spliceosome. The transcript has a single exon. Gene Ontology annotation, molecular function: RNA binding. Gene Ontology annotation, cellular component: spliceosomal tri-snRNP complex; U6 snRNP; U12-type spliceosomal complex. The record is from RefSeq and is a predicted model, not a curated record. NCBI's taxonomy places the organism in Eukaryota, Metazoa, Chordata, Mammalia, Microbiotheria, Microbiotheriidae. Bases 1 to 303 code for a protein of 100 amino acids.
AUGGUAGACAGGGAGAAGGAGAGCAUCUUAGACCGGUCCAAGUACAUCCACAAAACCAUCUGUGUGAAGUUCCAGGGAGGCCGAGAGGCCAGUGGAAUCUUAAAAGGAUUUGACCCUCUGCUGAAUCUGGUACUUCACGGCACCAUUGAAUGUAUGAGAGAUCCCGAUGACCAGUACAAGCUCACUGAAGACACUCAUCAGCUGGGCCUGGUGGUCUGCAGAGGGACCUGGAUAGUGCUCAUUUGCCCACAGGAUGCCAUGGAGGCCAUUCCAAACCCUUUCAUCCAGCAGCAGGAAGGAUAG